This is a messenger RNA of Anarrhichthys ocellatus (wolf-eel), 3656 nucleotides long. It is a transcript of the gene mcm9, whose product is annotated as minichromosome maintenance 9 homologous recombination repair factor. Gene Ontology annotation, molecular function: single-stranded DNA helicase activity; ATP binding; single-stranded DNA binding. Gene Ontology annotation, biological process: double-strand break repair via homologous recombination. The transcript is spliced from 7 exons. Bases 702 to 3308 code for a protein of 868 amino acids. The record is from RefSeq and is a predicted model, not a curated record. Gene Ontology annotation, cellular component: nucleus; MCM complex. Lineage: Eukaryota; Metazoa; Chordata; Actinopteri; Perciformes; Anarhichadidae.
GGCUGAGCUGCAUCACCUGAUGUGAUUUACAACGCAUUGGUCGGUGUGUUUCCUGCACCGCUGAACAAGUGCCCUAACGGCUGAAUAACCUGCGCCGGUUAAAGUUGAACUCACUGUCUAAUAUGUAUAAUUCCAAAACGGAUAUAUGUUCUGGAUCCGGAUGCAAUUGCGUCUGGGUCCGGACCCGGACCGCCGUCCGCCAGUUGGGGACCCCUGGUCUAGGGGGAUUUAAGGCUGUGCACCAGCUGCUGACAGACCAUGCCUGUGCUGCCGCUCAACGACAAAAGGAUGUGGACCGUACCUGAAAUGGCCUUGAGCUCAGCUAGCUUUCCCCCUUAACUCCACUCUGUCCCCGCACUGCCAUCCCCACAACUUUGUCGUUAGUGCAGCCGCGGUCCAUUCCCGUUCUUGUGUUAACGGCCGUGCAGUGAGCGCAGAGUCAGUUUCAGUUCAGACACAGACACUAAACCAAAAUACUUAAGUGUUAUUGCUCAUCGUCUAUCAGUAUCAACAAUAAGCGUUGCACUCUUCUUCUACUCUGGCGUCUUAUUAGGUGAGACCCGCCCUGUUGAGAUUGAAAACCCUAAAAACCAACAAAUGACAACCUGUGGCCUUGACAAUAUGGAAACUGUGACAAAUGUUUUUUCUAUGCUGGAUUUUCUCACUACGACUUCAUCUGUUCCUCUCUAGGGGAGUGUCAUAUGUUGCUGGUGGGCGACCCUGGCACAGGGAAAUCUCAGUUUCUAAAGUAUGCAGCUAAGAUCAUGCCUCGCUCUGUACUCACAGCUGGAAUUGGAUCAACAAGUGCAGGACUGACCGUAGCGGCGGUGAAAGAUGGAGGUGAUUGGCAUCUGGAAGCAGGAGCCCUGGUCCUGGCAGAUGGUGGUUUGUGCUGCAUUGAUGAAUUCAACAGUAUCAAGGAACACGACCGCAUCAGCAUCCAUGAAGCUAUGGAACAACAGUCUAUCAGUGUGGCCAAAGCUGGUAUGGUGUGUAAGCUGAAUACUAGAACCAGCAUCCUGGCAGCUGCCAACCCUAAAGGCCAGUACGAUCCCAACGAGCCACUGUCUGUCAAUGUGGCUCUGGCCAGCCCUUUGCUGAGUCGCUUUGACCUGGUUCUAGUUCUGCUGGACACCAGAAAUGCAGAGUGGGACCACAUCAUCUCCUCUUUCAUUCUAGAGGACAGAGGGCUGCCUGCUGAGUCUGCUAGUGUGUGGUCCUUGGAGAAAAUAAAGGCUUACUUCAGUGUGAUUAAACGCUUGCAGCCGCAGCUGUCUGAGGAGGCCAACAUCAUCUUGACACGUUACUACCAGCUGCAGAGACAGAGUGAUGGUCGCAACGCUGCCCGCACCACCAUCCGCAUGCUGGAGAGUCUAAGCAGACUGGCUGAAGCCCAUGCCAGGCUCAUGUACAGAGAGAUGGUGACCAUAGAGGAUGCUGUCAUGGCUGUCUCUGUCAUGGAGUGCUCCAUGCAGGGCGGCGCUCUGCUGGGGAAUGUGAAUGCAUUACUCACCUCAUUCCCUGACGACCCCUGUCAGCAGUAUCAGAUUCAGUGUCAGAUGUUACUGGAUGGGCUGAACCUUCCACUGCUCCUUCAGAAAGAGAUGGACAGACAGGCCAGGCUGAAGAGCAAGGCCUCCCGCAUUGACCCACCAACUGAUCAUUACCAACAUCAACUCAGAGACACAAACUCCAUCAACAAAACACACUGCCAUGACAUCACCAGUAACAAGAGUGAUGACAGUGGCUUGGACUGGUUCCACUCCAUCACUUCAUUACUGUCCCCAGAUGGUAUAGCCUCGUCCAUAACUACAUCAACUCCAGAAAACUUCAAUAGAAAACCAAACUGCAGUUGGUCAGACAUGUCUACAGCAACUAAACUGCCAAGCUCUCCAACUGAAAAGGACAUUCUAAGUAACACUAGCCCAUCAUUAAACCACGAUGUCAUUUCAAAUCCGUUUGGAACAAGUGCCUCUACUUCACAAGAAGAAAAUAUUAAAGAAAGAAGCUCCAUAAUCCAAAUGCAGAUGAUGCAGAACGAUAAAAAACAUCCAGAGUCCUUGGGGUGUGUGUUUCAGAGAGUCUCAAAGAAUCUGAGACACAGAAGAGGAGACCUGGAGCUGAAUCAUCCGCAUGGAGAGAGGGUGCUGUCUGGAGAUGCAAGUAAAGAUGUGACUGAUGUUUUAGAUUCCCACACUAGCAGCUUAUUGUCUUCAGCUAAGAAGAGCCUUUCAAAUAACCUAGUUCAGGGUAACUUGUCUCCUGGCAAAGAAACUAGAUUUGAGAAGGAGGACAAGAAGGACCAGACUGAAGCUAAGAACAUCAGUACUGUACUAAAGGAAAAGAUGGCAGCUGAAGCUGAAACGGGUAAAGAGCUGCAUGCAAAGUUGUCAAGCUUUAUAUUCAAACCAAGGAAGAUGAGGCCUUCAGUCAAUAACCACAGCCUUAAUGCCAGCUCAGCCGUCAGUGCAGAGUUCCAAACUCAUUGUAACUCGGGCAGCAGAGAUCCUCACACCUACACAGAAAACAGAAUGAGUGAGCCGAAGCCAAUUAGUCAUGAUGACUCAGCUGACCCACCUACAGAUAUGGAGAGAAAGAAAAGGCAGAACCAGUACCUAAAUCUUUCGGAAGGCGAAAACAGGAUAAUACAGGUGAGAUGUGUCAGUGAGGUGGGAGGGAAAAGAUCUGAAGCCACAUCUCAAGGAAAAACUGUGUGUCAAGAACAAAGACCCAGAGUCAACACCAGUGAGGAGACUAAAGUAAAGCCAAACACUUUCGUCAUUGAUACAGCAUUUUCCAAAUCAGGCCACACUAUGUCCACUGUGGCCUCUUCUACCCUGGCUAAACUCUCAAGAUUCUCAUUUCCCUGCACAGCUGAAGUCGAAACAGAUCCUGCUACUGAAGUGGAAAAAAGGCCACUUCAAAUUGAUGGUGCUAGACACUUAACUAAAGAUGCUCAAGAGCAAAUUUUAAAGAGCAAAGUAAAGGAUACAGAGCUCGCACCAGGACAGGGACAUGAACAAGGGACAGAGUCACCAACUAAAACAAUAUCUAAAUGCAAAGCACAGCCUUCUCAUGCUUCAAACCAAAGAACGAGUGUAGACAUGGCAAAUGAUGGUCCUGUUGCCAAUCAAAGUAGUGGCAAUCUGAAGAAGAGAAAGUGUUUUGAGCUGAGCCCUCCACCAAGUAGUGUUCAUGCUUCCAAGGGUCCGUUCUCAGUACUGUCUCUGUUUGACUCUGCUGAGUUAAGUAAUGAUGUUCUUGAAACUGACUGGGACCAAGAGGUUUCAAAGAAAGCCAAAAUGUGAAACCAUAGGCUACUGUCACAAUGUGUAUGUGGACAACAAUGCAAUCACGUUUUGCUGUGUGGCUCAUCAAUUAAAUUUUUUUCCUGAUGUAUGAUUUAGUUACCUUCUGUAGUCUGGAAAUAAACCUGUUCAAUCGUUCGAAUAGUUCAGGUGGAAUUGUGUUUUCUUCUGCGUCCUCUUAUAGCUGAAAAGGCUGGAGGGACUGAGCUAUAAUAGCAGUGGAGCUCAGGCAAAUUAAUUAUCUGCGUGGUCACUAAUAGGCGGACCGAGGUCAGAGUCCAGACCCAGAUGCCGUUGUAUCUGGACCCUGGACUUGUAGCAGAUAGAUAAUUGAGAAUCAUGACAUUU